Molecule: messenger RNA, 444 nt
Organism: Mya arenaria
Lineage: Eukaryota; Metazoa; Mollusca; Bivalvia; Myida; Myidae
Product: globin-like
Exons: 3
Coding region: 1-444 (147 amino acids)
Molecular function (GO): oxygen binding; heme binding
Source: RefSeq, a predicted model, not a curated record
AUGAUUGAACACUCGAGCAUUGCGAUAUGUGGGAUAAAAACACCAGAAACUUCCGGAUACAUUUUGAGGGUUUCUUGUGCUCAGAUAUUGUUUGCCAGUCAUCCAGACGUACAGAACGUAUUUGCGCCAUUCAGAGGCAUGAGCCCAGAGGACGUCAACGAGAGUAACCAGCUCCGCUCACACGCCAUGCGGGUGAUGGGUACUGUGGACAAGUGCCAUAGCUGUAUAUACGAGUCAAAUAAAGUCGUUAAAAUCAUCCAGGAACUCGGUUCAAGACACGUUAUGUACACGGCCAAGGUCGACUACUCGGAUUUGAUCGGACCGCAGUUUAUCCUGGCGAUUCAGCCUGUUUUAAACGACGCGUGGACUACGGAACUGGAACAGACGUGGUCUGACCUUUUCAAGUUGAUAGCAUUCAUCAUGAAGGCCUCUAUGACUUUUUGA